AACACCGUUCGCCCCUGGUGAAUGUCACUUGUCCGCCGAUUCCACUGACCACCACCAUCGCCACACCAUCCUGCCGAUUCGAUCAGCGGUGUGAACUUAGCAACUGCGUGAACUCAAUGACAACGAUGCACCGCCGCCUUUGUGAACCGAGGGAAUUACUGGAAUCUGGGUGCAAGUGACAAGCGGCUAGUGGAAUCAAAGCACUUGGCAUAGAGGCAGUGCCUGCCAACGAAUCGAAAACCAAAUCCUGACCAGCAAAGAGACGGGAUGAAGCUGCUGGGCAAAUACGUGGACAAGGGCAUGCAGGGAAAUGUGACCCUGAUGCCGGAGGAGUCCGAGGACAUGUGGCACGCCUACAAUUUGAUUGCGAAAGGCGACAGCGUGCGCAGCACCACCAUUCGCAAGGUGCAGAAUGAAACGGCCACUGGCUCCUCCACCAGCAGCCGGGUGCGCACCACACUAACCAUCGCAGUGGAGAGCAUAGAUUUUGAUACGCAGGCUUGUGUGCUCCGCCUGAAGGGCAGGAACAUCGAGGAGAACCAGUAUGUCAAGAUGGGCGCCUAUCACACCCUCGACCUGGAGCUCAAUCGCAAGUUCGAGCUGCGUAAGCCGGAAUGGGACACCAUUGCCCUGGAGCGCAUCGAAAUGGCCUGCGAUCCCACACAGUCUGCGGAUGUGGCCGCCGUUGUGAUGCAGGAGGGAUUAGCACACGUCUGCCUAAUCACCGCCAGUAUGACCCUGGUGCGAAGCAAGAUUGAGGUCUCCAUACCGCGCAAACGCAAGGGCAGUGUCCAGCAACACGAGAAGGGACUGGCCAAGUUCUACGAGCAGGUUAUGCAGAGCAUCCUGCGGCACGUCAACUUCGAUGUGGUCAAGUGUGUGUUGAUUGCCUCGCCGGGAUUCGUGCGCGAUCAGUUCUACGACUACAUGUUCCAGCAGGCGGUCAAGAUGGAUUACAAGCUGCUGCUGGACAACAAGAGCAAGUUCAUGCUGGUGCACGCCUCCUCGGGAUUUAAGCACUCCUUAAGAGAGAUUCUCCAGGAUCCCGCCGUGCUAGCCAAGAUGUCUGACACCAAGGCAGCUGGCGAGGUCAAGGCCCUGGAGCAAUUCUACAUGAUGCUGCAAUGCGAGCCCGCCAAGGCCUUCUAUGGCAAGAAACACGUCCUGCAAGCCUCCGAGUCUCAGGCCAUCGAAACGCUGCUCAUCUCGGACAACCUCUUUAGAUGCCAAGACGUUGGUCUGAGGAAGGAAUAUGUUAAUCUGGUCGAAUCCGUUCGCGAUGCUGGGGGAGAAGUCAAAAUCUUUUCGAGCAUGCACAUCUCAGGAGAACAACUUGCUCAACUAACUGGAAUUGCAGCCCUCCUGCGCUUCCCGAUGCCCGAACUGGAGGACAGCGACGACGAUGAUGAUGAGGAUGGAGCGGCGGGCGGGGCAGAUAGCGAUAGCGACUAGGAUCAUAAAUAGGAAUAGCUUCAUGGAAUCUUGGCAUUUGAUAACGGAAAUUUUUGACUUAGGAACUUAACUAGCGAUCGAUAUACAAGUAGACUAA
Drosophila mauritiana is the source of this 1549-nucleotide messenger RNA. It is a transcript of the gene pelo, whose product is annotated as protein pelota. Lineage: Eukaryota; Metazoa; Arthropoda; Insecta; Diptera; Drosophilidae. The transcript has 5 exons. Gene Ontology annotation, biological process: nuclear-transcribed mRNA catabolic process, non-stop decay; RNA surveillance; ribosome disassembly. Gene Ontology annotation, cellular component: cytoplasm. The coding region runs from base 268 to 1452 and encodes 394 amino acids. The record is from RefSeq and is a predicted model, not a curated record.